AUCGAACAUCUGCUCGCUAAACCAGAUCGAUCGGGUACAGCAUCGACUUCGUCCGCCGCAUGCUAUCGUGGGAUGGAUGAUCGUGUCGCUAGCUCCUAUCCCAUCGCUCACCCUGCCCAACUGCACAACAGUAUGGUUUAUCAAACGUUAAUGACUCGCAGUGCGUCGGCAGUUGAGUUUUUGGAUGUGAAUAAAAAUGAAACGAGUGCUGUUCCGUUUGCCGCUGAUCGCCCACCGUCGGAACGGGCAGCAUCUUCUUCGCCCGAGUCAAGCUGCAAUGAGGAUACGAUGGAUAAUUGUUCGGAGAUCGCUUCCGAAGGAAGUGCUAGUGGAGGACUGGCUGCUCACGAUGAUAGAAAGAAACGACCACGCACUGCAUUUUCUGCGGCUCAGAUCAAAGCAUUGGAGACGGAGUUUGAGCGCGGCAAGUACCUAUCCGUCGCCAAGCGUACCGCACUGGCCAAACAGCUACAUCUAACCGAAACUCAAAUCAAGAUAUGGUUCCAAAACCGACGCACCAAGUGGAAACGCAAAUAUACAGCGGACGUUGAGUCACUCGCCUCACACUACUACUCCCAGCUUGGCAUUGGAAGUUUUGCCCGUCCGAUGGUCGUUGGGAUCGGAAUGCCACCGGGAGCGUACCUUUCCAGUAUACCCUCGGCGGCAGCAGCUGGACCUGGCGGAUUUCUACACAAAAUUCCUUCAACAUCGCCCCAAAGUCGAAUGGCACAACCGCUUGGUUUGAGGCCACUGUCGUCGGGAGAACUCUUGGAAGGGGCCUACUACACUGCAGCUGGAAUGCCCGGACCAAAAUUUAAUCCAAAUGAGCUAAUCAACGGAGGAUUGCUGGCAACGGAUGGUAACAGUUCGGGAAUAGCCGAUCUUGAGCGUGCUUUUGGCAAUCCGAGCAAUAUGAUCGAGAGUCUAGCAACGUCCAAUCCAACUGAAGCAUCGAUCGCUGGUGGCGUGCGUACCGGCGGUAAGAAGGGUGCCGAUUUGAUGAACAACAACGAAUGUGCCAUUAAGGAUGGAUUGGCCUCCAGCGAGCAGGAUUCGUCGAGUGAAAUAGAUUGUGAAGAGAUUGAGGAUGAAGCAAUGAUUUGA
Molecule: messenger RNA, 1104 nt
Organism: Anopheles merus
Lineage: Eukaryota; Metazoa; Arthropoda; Insecta; Diptera; Culicidae
Product: ventral anterior homeobox 2-like
Exons: 3
Coding region: 73-1104 (343 amino acids)
Biological process (GO): regulation of DNA-templated transcription; central nervous system development; neuron differentiation
Molecular function (GO): DNA-binding transcription factor activity, RNA polymerase II-specific; DNA binding
Source: RefSeq, a predicted model, not a curated record